This is a messenger RNA of Rhipicephalus microplus (southern cattle tick), 16342 nucleotides long. It is a transcript of the gene poe, whose product is annotated as E3 ubiquitin-protein ligase-like protein poe. The record is from RefSeq and is a predicted model, not a curated record. Lineage: Eukaryota; Metazoa; Arthropoda; Arachnida; Ixodida; Ixodidae. Gene Ontology annotation, molecular function: zinc ion binding.
CUUUUCAUCGCCCUGGUUUGAGAGUCGGCAAACAUGGCGUCCGCUUCGUCGGGCCCCGACUGGUUUUCUAAUGCAUAUGGAAUAUUAACUUCAAGUCAGACUUCACUCAAAAAAUCUGACCUUCAGAUAAUUGUGAAGUCUGUCAUACAAAGUGAAAGUGUGCUCGUGGUAGAGGAUGAGGAAACCAGAGAGUUUCGUGAAGCUUUCGUUGCACUCAGUGCCCACUUCAUUGGCACAAGUGCAACUUCAUUGUCCCGGAGUCAGAUAACAACUGCUGCCCAGGCCUGCAGCAUUCUCUUGCGUAUGCUGCUGAAGUGGCUGAAGGCGCACAGGGAAAAUGCAUUCUUACAGCAAAGCGUCAUUGUGGGCCUUAUUAGUGGCCUGUGUCUAUCUAAUGCGGGCACACCAUCCAAGCUAGAGUUGAGUACUAUGUCCUCAAAGCUCAAGAUUGCCCACCUUCCUCCCAGUCUGAUACCAAAACAAGAUGGGACUGAACGUCGUCGGGACGACACACGAGAGCUGCGGCAGCUAUGGCUGAACCCUAGCAGUACCAUUCUCGAGCAGCUGUCUACCCCACUUCUGGAAAACCCCUUGGGGCCCAAGUCAGACGCUAGCACAGAUCUUGACAAGGACUUGGAUCUCAGUGCCAGCCAUAUCAUUGACCCUGGAAUGGAAGCUAAGAAUCUUUUGCUGGCCAAAAAUUUGGCCAGCUUGCAACGGGAGCGAGCUGGCGACAUCCUGCUUGAUGUGUGCCUGGCCAUACCUUGCAUGGUGCAGUACACGCAAGGUUUAGAAGAUGUACUUCUCUCUGGAGACACCAUGGUGCUUGACUGCCUGACAAGCAGCGUUGUGCUAUAUGGAUCGAAAACACUCUGUGCAGAAAUAGCACUAGUGCGCAAGUGCCUGAACCUUCCUGUGUUGGAGCCACUAGGUGAAGUGCGGCUGCAGCGGCUCGUGCGGCUGGCCCUGGGAUGUGGACACAUGGCAGUGGCUGUGACGCAGGCGGUGUGCGUUCUAGGCGUGUCCUCAUCUGGAGGGAUCAGCCAGCCCGCUUCGGGCAAUGCCAAGGCAGUCUGGGAGGACGAUGGGCACCUGGCACUUGCUGCCCGUGCAGUUGAGGCUUGUCUUGAAGUCUACAACAUUAUUGGAUCCACCAUGAGGUCAUCAACAAGAGCUGGUGGUCAUGUGCUACAAAACCUGCAUGUGUUGACAUCAUGGCUGCUGCUUAGAGGCCUACAUGUGAUACUGAGCCUGAACACAUUCCUUGAUCGAGGUAUUUGCAAGGAAGGUUCGGGUGCCAAAAGCAACAGGGGGUCCUUGGAUCAGACACCUACCAGGACCAGAGAACAGUCCAGUGGCCUCAAGCAGAACCUUCUGCGCAUCCAGCAAGGUUUCGGAGUGUUGCCUGUGGCACUUGCCAACCAAGUGCUGUCGCUUCUGACCAGUGUGUUUGCUGAUCUGCGACUGGAAGCUGGUGCAGCACCUGAAGAGGGUGAUCGAGAAGGCAGCCGUGCGGAUGAGCGCAUUCUCACCUUCCUGGGCAACAUCAAUACACCUUUCUCUGCAUGGAAAUGUGUCCGGGUGCUCAUGCAGCUGAACCUACCUGCCCUGCUUUUUGACCUUGUCUCAGUCUCUUACCGCAAGGCAGGGAUGUUGAAGAGGAUUCAGAAGCAUCCAACAGAUGGCGACAACUUCAGCACUUCAGAUUCAAACACAUUCUAUGAAGAAGACUUCAGUACAUCAGAUGAAAGCAGUGUUGAUGAAGCUGGACGAAAAACCUCCGGGCAACUUGGUGAGUCCUCAGGGCGACCGAGGACUUUGCUUCGAAAAACACAGGCGGGUUCCAGCAACCCUCUGACUGAUGUGCUGAGAUCCCAGGCACAUUUGUACUAUGCCAGACUGGUGUCUCGGGGAGCCCGUGAUGACAGCGAGCCCAUCUUGGGUCACUGGUAUGAGCUAACGACUGCCCUACGAGAAAAUAGCCCUGCUCCAGGACCACUGCAGCCAAAGGGAGUUGCCGAGACUGAAGUGACAGAAACCAGAGGUGUCCGCUGCUCCUUGGCUGAUGGCCGACCCCUGAUUCCAGACAAAGAGGAACCACAUGGGUAUAUCCAGUUGUCAACAAAAGUCCUCAACUUUGUCAAUGCCUACCUAGUCAACUUUGAGCCAGUACAGGCAUAUCUCAAAUCUGGGAUAGGUAUGCCACAGAUGGUUAUCCUUGCUGGCAUUAUCAAAGACUUGGACCGUGAGACAUGCAAGAGCACAAUUGGUCUUUUGUUUGGAGUUUCUCUGGGCCAACUGUAUGAGGACUUCUCAAGAGCACUGGCUAGGUUCAUUCAUAAUGUAUUGGCCACUGGCUUGUUGGAUGACGUCUACCAGGAUGGCCUCUUGACUCAUCUGAACAUCAACCCAUGGAUUCAGAAAGAAUGGCCAUUGCAAAUCUACUGGCGUACAUUGUCAGUGUUGGCACAGGUGCUUUUGCUGAGACAGCAGAAAGACAAAGAUGACCUGAGGAGCGAGAAUGACACAGCUUGCAUACUCAUUUUUCGGCUCGUGCUCAACACCAUGCAGAAAGCCAUCCUUUCAUCACAUGGUGACGACAGCGAAGACAUGAAUGUGGAGCACACCCAGCUACUGCUUUUUUUGUUUCACAACCUUCAGCUAAUGCAGAAGAAAGUUGUGCUACUGAGUGUUGCCAAGACUAUUAUUAAUGUGGCCCCAGUGUCCCAGAGCCCACUAAAAGACAUCCAGAUUAUCUACAUUGCAAGGCUUCUGCACAUCUUCGAGUACCUAAUCAAGAACUUAUAUGAUGCUCCGGCCUCUCUUGUGGACCAGGUGCAAGGAAAUCUGUUCAAUAUUCAUGGUGCUGUUUCUACUAACCCUGAUGCUGAGAAUACCAAGCAGCAUGGAAAGCUGUUUUUUCCUUGCAAAGAAGUUGAAGACAACUUUGCCAAGAACUCUCUUUCAGAUGUGGUGCAAGGUUCACACAUCAGGCCAAAGUUUUACCACCUCAUGAUUCUGGAAUCUGGCACACAGGAUGUCCCUAAGUUGGAUGGCUUUGCCUGCAGCUUUCUUCUUGCAUCACCAGAUGCGCUCAAUUACUCUGAUCUUUAUGGAGCUGUGCUUUCACUGCUGUGGAUUGGAGCUCAAUGUGAUGCAGUAGAACGGCCUUCCGAUAGCCCUAAGCUCUCAUACCUGGGUACAGCUGCCAUACAGUACUGCUUUGGUGCAGUAUGGCGCUUGUUGCUAAGCCUUCCACCCUCUAUUCAACUCUCGGAAGCUUUGGCCACAGGCAAUGCAAUGCUUGACCUUCCCCACAUCUUACAUGCAAUUGUCUGGGUUUCGAGAUUCGGGCAUAAAAACUUCACUGUCUGGAUCAAGGAUUCUCUUGUGAAGCAAGGCAUGACCCCACAGCGUGCAGAAGCCACUGUGCACCAAGUCACAACAAAUGCCAACCAGCUUCUGUUCGAUGUGAGAGUGUUCAAACAGCUGGCUAGCAAGCAGCUGUGCCAAGGACCAGCCGAUUUGUCAGGUCCUGUCAGUCGUUCUGAACUGCCACAUCUCAUGGACCUGUUUGUAUUGGAGGCCCUUAUUGCAAAGCUGCAGGUGUCCAUGGAUUUCAUCCUCUUGAAAUCAAUGAAUGAGAAUCUUAUGCGGGAGGAGUUCAAGGAGUUCUCAUGGGAGAUCUUACCGAUUCUUCUUCGUCUGAUCAAGCUCUACAACACUUGCAUCAGGUGGAGUCUUUUGCUCCAGGCCAUCGACUUGUCAACUACAGGGCGUUCAGAAACAAGCCUGCGUGCUAUGGACGUUGUUCUGCGAAUGACUUCACGGCGCUGCUCUCAGGUUUCAAGCACCGUUGCUGCAAUUGUGUCACAUUUGCCACCACAAGUGGACUGCACCCUUGAUUUUUGGAAUGCAAUGGCAGUAAAUGUCUGCAACUGGAGAAAUGACUUUGCUAAUGACAGCCUUCCAUCAGAGAGCUACAUUGCAGCCGUGCAAGUUGCUCAUUUCUCCCCUUUGUCGGCAAACUCUACAUUCUUGAUCAACUCCAGCCUGAAGCGCAUUCUUCAGUGCCUUGUGCGCUUUGCUCAAGAUGUCUACUGCUGGUCUGCAGGAGACAAGUUCUCUAAUGAUUUUGUGCGGGCCAUGCUGCCACUGCUGCUAGACGCUACCACCGAGUCUCAGACAGACUUUGUAACGCUUGCGCUUGAAGGCAUAAUUGGGUCCUCGGACACAGAGGAGUUCGCACAGCAUGUUUAUAAAGAGAUGUUGGCAAACAGUUAUGAGCUGGUUAUCGAUUACUCUCACAAAGAAAGUGAACUCAAUGAAUUGGUGUUUCAUGAAUGCCUAAAGUUCAUGGAGAAUCUCGUGGACAAGCAGCCUGGCAAAAAAGCUCUGGAAGAAUUUUUCUGUGAUACAGACAUCUGGAACAUUUUGUUGUCUGCAGCGGAAGGAAACUUGAGUCCUGCAUAUGGAACCCGUGUUCUCAAGUUGUACAGCAAACUCUUCAUCCAAAUUAACAGAAGUCCUGGUGAUCCAAGUAUGGAAAAGUUAAAUGCCACGCUCUCCAGAAUGAACCGACUGAAUGAACUAGACUUAAAAUCUCUCCAAAACUGGCUAAGCAAAAUUGUAACUGGUUCCAAGGGAGCAAAAUUCAGUCAUAAUAGCCUUUCUGUUCAAAUGAAUCGACUUUUGCUUCAGCACUUCGCAAAUUAUAUGGUCAAAGAAAACAGCAAGGUGUCAACUCAGAUGGCUGGUUCUUUCUUAGCAGCACUGAUUGAAAUUGGAACCCAGCUUUUAUCUCCAGCAUCUGCAGGCAUUGGCUUCUCUGACCUCAUGGAUGCCAUGUCCACUUUGGCAAAUGCAGGGUCUGGCUGCGGCCAUCUGCAGCUUUUCAAGGCAGCAACAGAAUGGCUCGAGGCCUGCAGGAAGUAUUUGUCCCAGAGAGAUGUGCUAGAGAAGCUAGAGGACAAUGUCAGUAGCGGGAAGCACCAGGUCAUCAUGAAUGCUGCUUGCUGCGUACUCUCAUACAUUGCGGACUUAGUGGGCUCCCUCAAGCUUCUGGCUGAAAGACCACUCAAUGUUGGCCGGAGUGGAGCUGCCAGCCCACCACUAGAUGGUGAUGGUCAACACCCAGAACCGGACUCUGAUUGGGCUGAUGAGCUGGGUCCCGAGGACGAUGAAUCUGGUGGCGAAGACUCCGAUGAAGAUUCUCUUUGCAACAAGCUUUGCACCUUCACCAUGACCCAGAAGGAAUUCAUGAAUCAGCACUGGUAUCACUGCCACACAUGCCGUAUGGUGGAUGGUGUAGGUGUCUGUACUAUCUGUGCCAGGGUGUGCCACAAGGACCAUGAUGUGACAUAUGCCAAGUUUGGCUCCUUUUUCUGUGACUGUGGGGCCAAAGAUGGUGGCAACUGCCAGGCUCUAGUCAAACGUAACCCGCAGAUCCCAUCAGAUACAGGGCCCGUGUCUGCAUCCACCACAGCAGCAACUUCCCUUGCCUCAGAAAAUGUGCUUCCCAGCUCAAUACGUCGUAGGACUUCGUCUCCUGUUCAAGGCCCUGGCUGUGGAUCUGGUUCAAGUGCUGCUGAUGCCCACCCACCUCUUGCUACAUUAGUGAUCGCUAAGAAGGCUGCUGAAGAGACUCAGAAACGCCGGCAGCAGCUGGCAAAGAAGUUGGAGGCCUUUCGAGGAGCCCUUGUCGAGCACAUCGUUUCUACAAGCCUGGUUGGAACUGUUCUGGAGUUGAUCCAGUUUCUUAUGCCUGCUAUUGUGGAGACAUACAACCGAAACUCGCCCAUCAACAGCUCAAGUCGUGCACGGAAGGCACUUGCCGAGCUCCACAAUCAAGAAAAGCUGUUUGGACAUGUUGACCAGCUGAUGGUGCCAACUCUGGGAUCACAAGAAGGAGCCUUCGAAAAUGUGCGAAUGAACUUUUCUGGGGAGCAGGGUCAAACCAUACGACAGCUGCUUAGUGCUCACAUGAUUCGUCGAGUCGCCAUGUGCUGCCUGGCAUCACCCCAAGGAAAGCGCCAGCAUCUGGCUGUCAGCCAUGAAAAGGGAAAAAUCACACUGCUCCAGCUCUCGGCGCUUCUCAAGCAAGCAGAUUCCAGCAAACGCAAGCUAACAAUCUCAAGACUGGCAUCAGCCCCAGUUCCAUUCACAGUUCUCUCGAUCACUGGGAAUCCAUGCAAUGAAGACUUUUUGGCAGUGUGUGGACUAAAGGACUGCCAUGUGUUGACCUUCAGCUGCACUGGAUCUGUAUCUGAGCAUCUUGUUCUUCACCCUCAACUUGAGACAGGCAACUACAUUAUUAAGGCCAUGUGGCUCCCAGGCUCCCAGACAGAGCUUGCUUUGGUGACUGCUGAUUUUGUCAAAGUGUAUGACCUGUCAGUGGAUGCCGUGAGUGCACAGUUCUUCUUCCUGUUACCAUCGGGUCGUCUGCGUGACUGCUGUUUUGUGUGCCCUGACGAAGGGCCUCGACAUUUGCUGCUCAUGUCAUCAGCUGGCUAUGUAUACUGCCAGCCUUUGAUUGAGGAGAGUUCAGCUCGUCAUGGGCCCUUCUACGUGACAAGUGUUCUUGACAUCCAACAUCCUGACAUCAAGGGCUCUGUAGGUACAGUGGCUGGUGGUGGUGUGUCCAUCUACUACUCCCAUGUUCUGCAGUUGCUGUUCUUGAGCUAUGCCAAUGGAAAGAGUUUCAUGGCAUGCAUGUCUCAAAUUAGUUCAGAAAUAACUGACCCUGUGCUGAUCCAGCUCAAGCCAGCAGCAAGCAGCAACGGGGGAUCAGGGGGCACCACUACCACCAACACAGGAAGCAAUGUACUCUCGGGUACUGCAACCACCACCACCACUACCAGCACGUCAGCUGGUAAUGCUUCUGGGGGUAGCAGCAAUACCUCAAGCAAGCCAACACCCCAGCCCCUCUGCCAAUGGUCUGAGGUGCCCAAUCACCCUGGCCUUGUCCUAGCACUUAUGCAGUUCUCCAAUAAUCCCCUGGUGCUUAUGAUCAAGCCUGGCACUGUCCUUGUCCAGGAAAUCAAGAUCUUGACUGCAAAGUCUAAGAUCACUGACCUGGUUGCUAUUCGACACCCAACAUCAAGUGGUGGGAUGCGCACCACCAUGAUCCUGCUUUGUGAAGAUGGCAGUUUGCGAAUCUACAUGGCCUCACAGGAACAGACAGAUUACUGGCUGACCCCAGCAUUCCAGCCUGCUGCCAUCAUAGGGGUGGCAGGUACAGCAACUUCUAGUACACCAUCAGGGCCAGCUGCUGGCGGUAGUACAACACCUCGUCCAUCCAGAAGAAAAAAGUCAGUACGAGGUCGUGUGGGCCCAAGCACUGUGCCUGUGUCCUUUCCUGUGGACUUCUUCGAACACUGCACAGCCAUUCAGGAUGUGGAAUUUGGUGGAAAUGACCUCCUUCAAGUCUACAAUGCACAGCAGGUGAAGCACCGGCUUAACACAACAGGCAUGUAUGUGGCCUGCACUAAGCCUGGUGGUUUAACGCUGGAGAUCACGAACACCGACCCAACGUUGGUGAUGGUGGGUGUGCGAGUGCUGGUGGGCUCGCAGGAUGUGCAACGGGCACCUUCGACUGUGGAUCUUUUUGGCCGUUCACAUGCACUGGUGCUGACACGACCCCGCUGGUAUGACUUCCCUUUCACUCGUGAGGAGUCACUGGGUGCUGACAAGAAGAUCAGUUUAUUCUUUGGACCAAGUACUGACCCAUCUUGUGUGACCAUGGUGGAUUCUGUCAAAGUUUAUGGGAAGUCGAAGGAAUCUUUUGGUUGGCCUGAGGAGAACGACGAGUUUGCAACAGGGGUGGGUGUUGCAGCACAGUACAGUGCGGUAGGGGUGCCUGGAAUUGACUCUGAUGGAAUCCCAUUUUCACCAUUGCCAUUGACAGCACUCGACAGGCUCACUAGCAGUUGCUUGGAAUUGUUGGAUGACUGCUUCUCAGUAAGCUCAUUGUCAGAGGAGUGGCUGUCGGGAAAUGCAAAAGGGACUGCCUUGGAGGUGGCCACACGCCUGCUAACUUUGCCCACUCCGCCAACAGUACACCAGCAAGUUCGUGCACUCCUGGCUGCUCUGCAUCCUAGCCGCACUGCCUACACCAGCCACAGGGAUCAAGCUCUGUUGGACUAUGUCCUAGAAUGCCUGAUCCACAGCAGCCAGGAAAAGCCACCUUUCCAAGACCUUGAUGGUGAUGCCUUUUAUCGGUUGGUGGCCAUUGCCCGUGGGGUAGCUUGUGCUCGGCCUGCAAACCUUGUUCAGUUUGCAGAGUCUCUUGAAGUCAUUGCAGACCCUGCAGAAGGCCCUGAAGAAUUGCACAAGGAAGAGGUGCUUGAAGAGAGGGGCUUGCUUGAGAAGGUACACGUAGCAACCAACACAUUGUCACCUUCAGAAGACAGCCAUUUCCUGAGCCUCUUGACUGAUGUUUUCUGGCAUCUGCAUUACCAGAGGCCUCGGAACCUUGCUCUGGCCCCAAUCUCAAAACAUGGCCUCAUUCAUGUUGAAGCCACUGUGCAAGCCUUGGUUGAGGUGAUGUAUGCAUUUGUGGCCUUGGAUAUGGAGAAUGUGAGCUUGGUGGCAAAGCUGUUUGCCCGUCUGCUGCUCUGCGAGGACACGCUAGUGAGCUUCGCUGCUAAGCAGGCCAUCAUUCGGGUGCUGCGGCCCAAGACACGGAAGCGAAAAGUUUUCAUUCCUCGUACUGCUCAGUGUAGUACACCUGGUGAAUUAGCCACUGACCAUACAGAUGGAGGCAAAGCAUCUACAUCAGGUGCAACAGGUGUGUCGCAGUCCCUGUCAGGUACUCCACAGCCCCCAGUGUCCAUGCCAGGCAGCUCAUCGUCGAUUGGGGGCCUUGAGGUCCAGCCACAGGCUUCCCUGGAAUCUCAGGCAGAUGUGGAGUCGCAUUUUGAGAUGCUUGAGAACAUGGAUGCAGUGGUCCUUUUGGGCGGUGCCAGUGGGGCUGGUGGAGGAGGUGCCUUCCCACCGCUGCUUGAUAUUCCGCCUGAUGCUGACGAUGAAACUAUGGUGGAACUGGCCAUUGCCCUCAGCCUUCAAGAUCAACCUGGCCAGUCUGAAGACAUAAAUCUUGGUGCUCUGGGCGGCACUGGAGGCUCACAAGGUCAAAGUCAACGGGCGUCUUCUCUUGAGGGCGGUCAUUAUUCAGACACUACAGCCUCAGCCGGGGCUAGUGAUGAUGAAGGAAGCACAGCUGCCACUGAUGGCUCCACACUGCGCACAUCACCUGCUGAACAGCAAGGUGGCAGUGGUGCUGGCUCAGAGAGUGGAGGCAGUGGGGCUGAUUCCAUGACUGGAGAGCCUAAUGUUAGUGGGCGCAGCAGUGCCUAUGGAGACAAUGCAUUGCCUGAAGGUGGCAUGGCACGGUCAGAGACGAGUUCAGUCGGACUUCCUCUCACGCUGCCUCAGGAGGACCCUGACACAGCUUGGGGACUUCAUGCCCAGCGUUGUGCCUUACUUGACCGAAUGCUGCGUUUCCUGCCGCAGCUGCGCAGUGUGGGUGGAGUACGGGCCAUACCAUUCAUGCAGGUGGUGCUAAUGCUCAGCUCAGAUUUAGAUAGUGAGGAUGACAGAGAUCGCGCGACCCUGGACAAUUUGCUGAGCAGCUUGAUUGGUGAGCUAGAGAGAAACGUGGCUCGUCUGGUCCAGAGGAGCCCAUCCUCUGAGGAACAGCUCAUUGUCAUGCGCCUACUCAGUAUCAUGAUGUCACGCAUCAAAAGUUCAGCCAAGGCUUCUGGCCCCAGCGAUCCUGCUUGCCAGAACUACUGCAGCACUUCAGCUGCAGUUGCCCUGCAUGCUAGCGGCAUUGUGGACCACUGCCUAGAGGUUCUGGGUACCCUGCUGGAGCACUGGAAGGCAGUGCAGAAUGCUGAUGGUGAUUCACCUGGAAGUGGUUCUAGUGGAAGCGCUGGGCCUCCACUGCUGAAACCACACCCUGCUUCUCCUCCCCCAGACAUGUCUCCUUUCUUUUUACGGCAGUAUGUCAAGGGACAUGCUAACGACGUGUUCGAAGCUUACCCCCAGCUUUUGACAGAGAUGGCCUUGCGCCUGCCAUACCAGGUGAAGAAGGUGUGGGCAGUAGUGCCUCCUGGCUGUGUAACCCCCGAUUUCGGUUCCACAUGGUACUCGUACCUGUGCGAGUACAUGAUGGUGCAGCAAACGCCCUUCAUUCGGCGACAAGUGCGGAAGCUACUGCUCUUCCUGUGUGGUUCCAAGGAGAAGUACAGGCAGCUUCGGGAUCUACAUGCCCUCGAGUCCCAUCUAGCAGGUGCCCGCACUAUAUGCAAGGCCACUGGUGCCACGACACCUUUGAUAGGCACUGCAACGUUGCCUUAUGAUGCCCUUAUUUUGGUGGUGGAACACCUCAAAGCCUGCGCUGAAGUGGCUACUUCACGCACAGCUAACUGGCAGCGCUACUGCCAGCAGGACAACACUGUUCUACCCUUCCUCUUUCAGGUGAGCUUCCUACUGGAUGAGGGAGUGGCCUCUAUAAUACUGCAGCUGCUUCAGUGUGCCCUGUGUGGUACACCUACACUGCAGCAGCCUCCCCAACAGCAGCAGGGAACAAAUAAGCCACAUGCUCCCUCUGGUUCACCAUUAAAGCAGCCGCAUCGUCGUGAGCGGGACACAUCAGAGGAACCUGACGAAGUUGAAAAUUCAGAUGAGGCUCAGUGUGCAGCUUUGGCACAACAAGUGCAUGAUUCUGUGGAACGCUCCUUGCUUGGUCAAUUUAUGCGAGCAUUCCUGCUUGAGUGCAACUCUACAGCUGUCCGGUGGCAGGCACACUCGCUUCUUCAUCAGCUUCACAGACACUCGCAGCCAUCACAUCGAGAGGCUUUGCUGACACUGAUGUGGGAGCUCUGGCCACAGCUUCCAUCAUACGGACGAAAGGCGGCACAGUUCGUGGACCUCUUAGGCUACUUUACACUCAAGGCCCCACAGCCUCAGCAGGAGUUUACCGAAAGGGCAUUGGCUGUACUGCAUCAGCAGAAUCAACUCCUGUGCAACCACCCCAACUCCAGCCUGUACAACUCCAUACGAGGCCUAGUGGAAAUGGAUGGCUACUACCUGGAAAGUGAGCCUUGCCUUGUCUGCAACAAUCCCGAGGUGGCUUACGCAAACAUAAAGCUGUCUGCGAUCAAAGUGGACUCUCGCUUCACCACUUCUACCCAGAUUGUCAAACUGGUUGGCUCACACACAGUGUCGCGCAUCAUUCUGCGUAUUGGAGACUUAAAGCGAAGCAAAAUGGUGCGAGCCAUUAAUAUCUACUACAACAAUCGUUCAGUACAGUCAGUCGUGGAGCUGAAGAACAGACCUGCCAUGUGGCAUCGUGCCAAACGCUGUUCCUUGGCUGCAGGCCAGUGUGAGCUCAAAAUGGACUUCCCACUUCCUAUUGUGGCAUGCAACCUUAUGAUAGAGUAUGCAGACUUCUAUGAAAAUGUUCAGGCAUCAUCAGAGACGUUGCAGUGCCCACGCUGCAGUGCCUCUGUUCCUGCCAGCCCUGGAGUCUGUGCCAAUUGUGGAGAGAAUGUAUUUCAGUGCCACAAGUGCCGUGCUAUAAACUAUGAUGAAAAGGACCCGUUCUUGUGCAAUGCCUGUGGCUUCUGCAAGUAUGCCAAGUUUGACUACACCUUGACUGCCAAGCCUUGCUGUGCCGUUGACCCCAUUGAGGGUGAGGAGGACCGCAAGAAGGCUGUGGCCUCUAUCAAUGCACUUCUUGAAAAAGCUGACAAAGUGUACCAGCAGCUUAUGGCCCACAAGCCGACGUUGGAGCUGCUUCUUCUCAAGGUGCAAGAGCAGGGCCUGGUAGACAAGGCUCUGGAAGAGGAAGCAGCUGCUGUAGCAGGUGUGGCAGCAGGCACAGCUAGCGCAGGCACAGCUUCAGCAACAUCUGCAAGCACUGGUUCUGCAUCAGGGUCAACAUCCAGCAUGGUGAACCGAUCCAUACAACAACUUGCCCAGAAGUACUGCUCCGAGUGCAAAACCUCUUUUGAUGAGCUGAGCAAAAUUGUUCAGAAGAUCUUGGCUUCACGAAAGGAACUUGUUGAGUAUGAGCACAAGCAGAAGGACAGCAGAAAAGCCCAAGCAGCAACCCCAAGUUCAACAGCUGCUAUUCCAGUGAGAAAUGAAUUUCCAUCACCUGGCAGCUUCAGCCUACCAGCAAGCAAUAAGCAGUCUUCUGGGAGAUGCUAUGGUUGCGCCAGUGCAGCAGUGGAUCACUGCAUCACCUUACUGAGGGCUUUGGCUACAAGUGUUCCAUACAGGCAACUUCUGUGUGAGCGGGGCUUGAUAGGGGAGCUGGUGGAGCACAACCUUCGUCAAGGCUGGUCACAGGUUGGCCAGUUGGUGUGCCUGCUAACGCGAGACAACCUCCAGGCCACCGACCACCUCAAUGGAUUGCUGAUGGAACGCAUAUCACUUGCCCUACUUCGUGGUGGGCAGGCACCCUCCCUACGCCAGCAAGCCUGCCUUGCCCUAUUACCUGAUGCUACCACACCACCUGAUGCAACAGAAGGAGACAGCAGGGAGGCAUUGCCAACCCCACCACCAGUCGUAGUUGGUGUCCCUGACUUGCCAGCUGCAGUACGCCAUGAGGUAGCCUUGUUGGCUCUUUCGCUGAAGAAGGACGACUCUUGCUGGGAGCAGCGACUAAGGUGUGUGGUGCGAUUGUUUUUGAUGGGCAUCAGUUCCCAAAGCCCCAUUGUGUUGGAGAGCAUCACACUGCCUUGUCUCAAAAUACUUCAAGCAAUUAUAAAACCAGACCCACCCACCACUAAACGCAACAAGGACAAGUCAAUUGAGGAACUGGCUACUGUGCGGCCUUCAGGCAUGUGUGUUGCUGUGGACCUUAAGGGAUGGCUGGAUGGAGACCCACUGCAGACAUACAGUGCCUGGAAAAGCAGAUGCCUGGGGCGACCUGCUGACACCCUCUCGCUUGGUGGAGGCAAGCGACAACGGCGUGAGGACGUGCGUGCCCGGUUUCUGGUGGAAAAGUAUGGUUUGCGCUGGCGCCAACUAGCUCGCCGAGGUGGUUCUUCUCUGCGCCUUCUUAUGUUCCUACAGCCAUCACAGCAGGCCAGCAAAAGCCAGCCACGCCGACCACGCCCUCUUCAAUCAAACUGGCUGCGCCAGGUUUUGUUCAAUCCGUCUUGCCGCCAAGCACGCACUGUGGCCUGUACCUUGGUUAAAGCCCUGUGCCAGGUUCCAUCGAGGUGCCGGGAAAUGUUGGACCUGCUCACAACAUAUUUGGAUGACCUAGGCACAGCCGGUGAGAGUGGAGCAAAGUUUCUGUCUCUCUACCAGAGCCUUAUUGGUCCUGACUACUGGAAGCACUACCUGGCCAUCAAAGGCCUACUUCCACACCUUGGAGACCUCAUUACUUCUGAAAUUGAACAGCUCACUGUGCUUGAGGAGACUACACUCAAUGCGGACCUUUCACAGGGUUUUGCCCUGAAGAUGCUCACAGAGCUGCUUUCAUCGUUCAUUGAAGUGAACUCCAUCCGGCAGCAAUAUAAGUCACGUCUUGUUGGAUGUGUGCUCAAUGGCUACUUGUCUCUGCGCAAGCUAGUGGUUCAGCGCACAAAGUUGAUCGAUGAGACGCAAGAAAAAUUGUUGACACUGCUAGAAGAAAUGACAACAGGCACAGAAUCGGAGACUGAAGCUUUCAUGGCAGUGUGCGUCGCAACGCUAGGCCGUUAUGGACUGGAGGACCUUCGAACACCGGUGUUUAUCUUUGAACGGCUCUGCUCAUUGAUCCACCCUGAGGAAAACGAGCUAGGCGAGUUCCUGGUGACUCUUGAGAAAGACCCGCAGCAGGAAGACUUCCUCCAGGGGCGCAUGGUGGGUAACCCAUACAACUCAAACGAGCCUGGCAUGGGGCCACUAAUGCGCGAUCUCAAGAACAAGGUGUGCCAGGACUGCGAGUUGGUGGCCUUGCUCGAGGAUGAUAAUGGCAUGGAGCUGCUAGUCUGCAACAAGAUAAUGAGCCUUGAUCUGCCUGUUAAGGAAGUCUACCGCAAAGUCUGGUGUCCUGAGAAUGGAGAGUCGGAGGCUAUGCGAGUAGUGUACCGUAUGCGAGGGCUGUUGGGAGAUGCAACGGAAGAAUUUGUGGAAUCUCUUGAAGCAAAGGCUGGUGGUCCUCAGGUGGAUGAGGAGCAUGUGUACAGGCUGGCACGUGUCAUGGGCAUUUGCGGUGGCCUUGAGGCCAUGCUCGAGCGCCUUGCUGCCAUUGAUGACCUAUCACGGGGCCGGCCAUUGCUCACUGUUCUCCUCAAGCUAUUUGGCCUCUGUGUAAAGGUUCAGAGCAAUCGUCUGCAUCUUUUGGAGCCAUCAUUGCACGCUGUUGCCCGCCUCUUGGGAGCACUGCGGCUGCUACUUGGAGCACAGGAGGCUGCUCUUGCGGAGCAGCUUCUGGCGACACUGGAGGCUGUACUGGCUGAGGGAGCUGCCCAUGUGCCUCCUCAGCUUCCAGAAGGUGUUACGCGGGACGACAUCACUUUCCUCCUGACCCAAGUCGGCACUGGCAGGCCUAGUCCACGUCUUUUGCAGCUGCUCAUGCGGGUUGUUCCCUUCUUAACCCUCACUGAUGAGGCCAAAAUGGAUGUUCUCAUCAACCACUUCAAGCGACAGCUCAAUUUCAUUCGCUUUGAUGGGGAGCACACACCAGAGGACGAUGUCCAGCUAGAGUGUUUUUGUAACCUAAGUGCUGGCAUUGAACCCAAUGACAAUGGCAAUCGACUCAAAGACCUUCUUGUUGCUCGUGGCAUCGUGGAGGGUGCCAUUCAGUACCUGCUUGUGUAUGCACCACCUGCCAAGAGUUCUCUGCUGUCAGCCUCAGAAAAUUGGAAGGAGUUUACAUCCAAGCCAGCCCUGAAGUAUGUCCUUCGUAUUUUGACGGGACUUAGCAGAGGACAUGAGAAAACGCAAGUCCUAGUCAGCACAGAAUGCAUCCCUAUCAUUCAUCGCCUGGAGCAGGUGUCAAGUGAUGAGCAUGUUGGCUCACUGGCCGAAAAUCUUAUGGAGGCCUUGAAAGAGAAUCCCAAUGUGGCACAGAAGAUUGAAGAGGUCCGCAAGCAGACCAGAGAUGAGAAAAAGAGGCUUGCAAUGGCUAUGCGUGAGAAGCAGCUCGGCGAGCUUGGAAUGCGCACCAAUGAGAAGGGCCAAGUGACAGCCAAGAGCUCAAUCCUAAAGCAAAUGGAAGACUUGGGUGAAGAGGCAGGACUAGUGUGCAUAAUCUGUCGUGAAGGCUACAAGUUUCAACCCAGCAAAAUACUUGGCAUCUACACCUUUUCCAAGCGGUGUAAUCUGGAUGAAUAUGAAGCCAAGCCUCGCAAGACCCCUGGAUACACAACAGUUACUCACUUCAAUAUAGUCCAUGUUGACUGCCACAUGGCUGCUGUCAGGCAUGCCAGAGGUCGGGAUGAAUGGGAGAGUGCAGCAUUACAAAAUGCAAACACGAAGUGCAAUGGCCUUCUUCCCCUUUGGGGUCCACAAGUUCCGGAGUCGCAAUUUGCCAGCUGCCUUGCCAGGCAUAACGCGUACAUACAGGACUGCACAGGCCACCUGGAUGUUGGUUACAUGUCAACACUGCACGACUUGAAGCUUUUAUUGAGCCGCUUUGCCUUCGAACGCUCAUUCAGCGAAGAUAGUGGUGGUGGUGGACCACAAAGCAACAUGCAUCUCAUCCCAUACCUUCUUCACAUGGUUCUUUAUGUCAUAAACACGACAAGGUGUGUAGCACGAGAGGAGAAGAACCUUGCAAACUUUCUCGAGAUGUCACCUGAUCGGCAGAUAGAAAACUGCUAUGAGACCGAGGGCCCAUUCUACUGGACAACCAUGGCGCUGGCGGUGUGGUCUCAUAACCAGUGGCGAUGUGGCCGUAUUGCGCUGUUGCGACGGAUGCUGGUACUAGCGCACGCACGACAUCUGAGCCCGCAAGGCUGCUCGGGACUUACAGACACAAUUCCUCGGGAUUUUGCUCUCUACCGACCCUAUCUCUGCUUCCUAGCCUUGGUGGAUGGAUUGUACAACACCAUGUUCAAGAGGGUUUCCUGCAGCAGCGACGAUGGCUGGUCAGUGGCAUUGGCAGAUUAUAUCCGCCAUAAUGAUCAACAGCACCUAGAACUUGGGGACAAGCUGCUAAGAUUUUUUGAAGAAGAAGUGCUGGCAUGCCAGUCAUUCAUGGAAUAUUGUGAUGUCAUGGGUCUUAUGGGUGAAAUUCCCAACACAGAUGCCUUCCUGCAAGAAUCACUUCAGCUAAGGAACUGAUUCAAGGUUUAUGAGUGGACUAUUUGAAUAAAGAUGCUUGCUUGUGAAA